AUUUGAUUUCUUCCUUGUAACUAAAAUCCCUAAAGCUGUUGCAAGUUUUCCAAAAUGGGUGCUCGCAAUUACGCAAAGAAACGCCAUUACCUUCUAUUUCAACUUCCUUAAAGCUGUUUUUGAAGGUCAUUUGAGUGCGUCUCAAUGGUAUGCUCCCUGGGAGGUGGGCAGAUGACAACCCUUCUGGAAGGAGGGAGUACAUCGCAAAUAAUGGCAGAGGAUGUAGGCUGUUGGAAAUUAGCGGCUCAAUACGUUCAAAGGGAACUUAAAGAGGCAGAUGAAGUAAAUUUGCUUGAUGAAGAAGAUAUGCAUGUAUUUGGUUUGAGGCCUAUGAUGGAUCCUUUAAUAUUGGUUUGUUGCAAUUCUUGCAAAAAACCUGUGAAGGCUAGUCAAUAUGCAACUCAUGCAGAUAUUUGCAAGUCAUUAAGUUCAGUAGUAGACAAUACAACAGAGGUUGAUGUUGUUGGUGGGCAAAAGAAACCUCCAAGGAAGGAGAGGAAGAAGUUACAAAUUUGUAUUUCUACACAAGUUCCAUCAGUUGGUAAGCCUGAAAGGUCUGCACUUUCUAAUACUGCUGCUUCAAAUUCUAAUCUGGAUGAACAAACCCUAAAGGCAACUUCAUUUCCCAUACAAGUGAAAGCAAAUUCUUAUUGUUCAGGCAGAGAUUUCACCAACGAAUCACAGGCAAGAAGCUUAAAGAUCUUUGAUAGUGUCACCAGCCUUCAAAAACCUAGGAAACUCGAGGACCACCAUUUACAGACCAAAGGAAUGUCGACUGUUCCAGCUCCGCUUGCAACCAAGAUUUUCUAUUCACAAAGAACUCAGCGUCUCAGGUCCGCGAUAAGCCAUAUGUACUACAGAUCAUCUACACAACAUGAUCAAGGGUUAAGCAAUAUGCAAUUUUCAGACAGCAAUAAGAUGACACCAUGGACAUCGGCGCACAGUUAUUCUUAUCCUGAGAAAAUUGAUGGCCAGCAUGAAAAGCUAGGUAACCAAGUCCCAUGUAUGGUGGAAAAUCGUGAUCCAGUUCCUGCAAAAAGUUCAGAAGCUAUUUCGGACGAAUCCAGAACGAUCCUGCCUAAGAAGUUGUCAGAUCAUUUCCAUAUGAAUAAUGCCUUAGGACCUCAAAGAAGGAUGGGGAAUUUAGCAAGCGAUUUUCUACAAAAUCCUUGUCCUUUUGGUGAAAACUAAGGACAGCCGCUAGGACGAUGAUGCAGCAACGGCGCCUGUUGUACAGCAACCAAGAGAUUUUUUGGUAGCCAAGGUGAUUAUUUUAUCAGAUGAAAACUUUUGAAGCAUGUUUAUUAGUUGUACGGUGAUUCUAGGUAAAGUAUCGAAACCGAAGAAUGUUUAUUUAGGACGUAGGUUUGUGAAGACGAUGUCUUGUUACAUAACAAAUUUUUUGGGUCAUAAAAAAUCACACGUUUCGUUGCU
Molecule: messenger RNA, 1434 nt
Organism: Cynara cardunculus var. scolymus (artichoke)
Lineage: Eukaryota; Viridiplantae; Streptophyta; Magnoliopsida; Asterales; Asteraceae
Exons: 11
Coding region: 145-1191 (348 amino acids)
Cellular component (GO): SAGA complex
Source: RefSeq, a predicted model, not a curated record